AUGACGCCGAAAGACUCGACGCGGGUCGCCUCGGUGGCUCGGUUGAACAAAGAUGGACUAGGAAACCGAUCACUUGCCGAAUGGUGGGCGAAUGAACAGAGUCAAAAUACCCCCGAAGCGACGGCGAUUUCAGAAGCCGCGCAGCUUCUACAGACGAGCGAUAUCCCCGUUGCCUUCCCUACCGAAACAGUAUACGGUCUAGGCGCUGAUGCCACACGGAGCGCUGCGGUACAGGGCAUAUACAAAGCGAAGCAGAGGCCGUCUGAUAACCCCCUUAUUGUUCAUAUCGACUCUCUGGAAAUGCUAGACAGACUUCUCAACCCAACGCCGAAAUCUCCAUGUGGCACGAAGACGGCCCAGAACACUAUUCCUUCUAUCUACGGGCCAUUAAUUGAGCGAUUCUGGCCUGGCCCUCUUACCAUACUACUUCCGAACCCGUCAGGCUCGUGUCUCGCUCCGCAGGUCACAUCCAAUCUUACAACAUUCGGCGUGCGCAUGCCUUCCUCGCCUCUCGCUAGGUUGUUGAUACAUGUUGCGGAUCGGCCGUUAGCUGCUCCUUCAGCGAAUGCGUCUACAAAGCCGUCACCGACGGCAGCGGAACAUGUGUUCCAUGAUCUUCACGGCCGAAUUGAGUUGAUUCUCGAUGGUGGGCCCUGCGGUGUGGGCGUCGAGAGUACGGUUGUUGACGGAUUAUCCAACCCUCCCAGCAUCCUCAGACCCGGCGGGGUAGGGAUCGAAGAACUACGGAAAUGUCCUGGGUGGGAAAAUGUACAGCUUGGAUACCAAGACGGUACACUAGAUGUGAAAGAGGUUCCUCGUGCGCCGGGGAUGAAGUACCGGCACUACUCGCCUAAAGCCCGGGUGGUUCUUUUCGAAGCCGGUUCGAAUGCGCAAGGUGUUGUGAGCCAUGUGAAGCACGACCUCGAGGAUACAGCCAUUGGCGCACAUUCAAUCGGUAUCGUGCGAACGCGCACGUGGAAGCGAGGUUUGCAGCUCUUGCCGGAAGAGGAUAUCGAGAAGACGUCGAAGACCAUCCCGUCACUAGUCGAUAAUUUGGUGGAGUUUACUAUAUCCGUUGGGGAUAAAAAGAAAGACGUUUUUGACUGUCAUCUGGGGUCUGAACCUGAAGGUGUUGCAAGGGGAUUGUUUGCAGCUUUACGGGCGAUGGAUGAAAAAGAAGUAGAUGUAAUUUAUGUUGAGGGCGUGUCAAAUGAGGAAUAUUUGGCUGCGGCGGUGAUGAAUCGGUUGCGAAAGGCGGCUGGGUCAACCUUCAAGGUCUAG
This is a messenger RNA of Aspergillus puulaauensis, 1281 nucleotides long. RefSeq names its product L-threonylcarbamoyladenylate synthase. Gene Ontology annotation, biological process: regulation of translational fidelity. The record is from RefSeq and is a predicted model, not a curated record. Gene Ontology annotation, molecular function: double-stranded RNA binding; nucleotidyltransferase activity; tRNA binding. Lineage: Eukaryota; Fungi; Ascomycota; Eurotiomycetes; Eurotiales; Aspergillaceae. Bases 1 to 1281 code for a protein of 426 amino acids. Gene Ontology annotation, cellular component: cytoplasm. The transcript has a single exon.